CCCGCCUGCUCGUCCCGUCUUUGCCUGGUUUGCCGCGCCCGCACGUGCGUCUGGCACAGGUGAUCUGCGUCUCCGAGCUACGCUUAAGGUAAGGCCACUCCCCACACCCACUUACUGCCUGCUUUCUUCCGCUCGUCUCGUCUUUCUUCCGUGUUUUUCUUUCGCUCGCGGUGCACUGAAAAUAUAUCUCUGCCGCUCUCUGCUCCCUUCUCAUUCCCCCCACUCCUCAAGUACCAUUCAUCUCUUGCCCUUCCCCCGAACACCCACCAGCAACCCGGCGCCAACAUGGCCGAUAUGGAGAAGACUGCGGCACACGACGAGCUGAAGGGCCAUGUCAGCCCUGGUCUCGAGACCAGCUCUGAUGACAAUGUUUCCAUCGGCAAGGGCGAUUUGCUUAGCCAGGAGCACGUCGACCCCGUCCUCGAUGCCAAAAUGCACCUCAUCAAUAACGCCAUCGACGAGAUUGGCUACACCCGCUACCAGCUCAAGCUCUUCUUCCUCAACGGCUUCGGCUAUGCCGUCGACUCGCUCAUCCUGCUGCUCCAGUCCAUCGUCGCGCCGUACGCCUACCCCGAACUCAACCCCGGCGGCUGGGCCUACGGCAUGACCGUCGCCGUCUACGUUGGCAUGUUGAUCGGCGCUCUCUUCUGGGGCCUUUCGGCGGACAUAAUCGGCCGCAAGUACGCCUUUAACUUCUCCCUCCUCAUCUCCUCUGUCUUCUGUAUCGUUGCCGGCGCCAGCCCCAACUGGGCCGUCCUCGGCACCUUCAUCGCUCUGGCUGCCUUUGGCAGUGGCGGCAACCUGGUCCUCGACACCACCGUCUACCUCGAGUACCUGCCCUCGCGCUACAGCUGGACCCUCACUCUCAUGGCAUCCUGGUGGGGCGCUGGCCAGUUCGUCGCCGGCCUGUUCGCCUGGGCCUUCAUCCCCAACUACUCCUGCCAGAUUCCCGGCCACUCGAACAUCUGCAAUUGGCACACCAACCCCGGCUGGCGCUACGUGCUCUUCGCCAGCGGCGCCCUCGUCCUCAUCAUGAGCCUGCUUCGUGUCACCGUCAUCAAACUACGCGAGACACCCAAGUUCUUGGUUGGCGAGGGUCGUGAUGCCGAGGCUGUCGAUACCCUACAGUACAUUGCUACCAGGUACAACCGCCCUUGCAGUCUGACCCUGGAGCGGAUGCAGGCAUGCGGCGCCGUCAAUGGUGGCGUGCCGUCCGACAGACGUGGCUCGGUCACCGCGCACGCUCGAAAGCGCGCCUCGUUUGCCGAAGUCGGGCUUCACUUGAAGGGCCUUUUCACCACCAGGAAGCUCGGUCUCAGCACAUCCCUCAUCUGGUUUUCGUGGACUCUCAUCGGUCUUGCUUACCCGCUAUACAACGUCUUCCUCCCCAUCUACCUCAGGACUCGAGGCGCCGCACUUGGUGGACUGAGCCAGAGCGAGCAAUGGACGUACUACGCCGCCGCCAACCUCUGCUCGAUCCCGUCGCCAAUUCUCGCGGGUUACAUGUGCAAGAGCCGCUGGUUCUGGGGCCGCCGUGGUACCAUGAUUAUUGGAGCCCUCAUCACCAUGGUCUUCUUCUUCGCCUACACGCAAGUUCGUACGAAUGCGGAGAACAACGGCUUCACCUGUGCCAUCAGCUUUUGUCUGAAUAUUUACUACGGCACAUUGUACGCCUACACUCCCGAGGUGCUGCCCACCGCUCACCGAGCAACGGGCAACGGAAUUGCCAUCGGCUGCAACAGAAUCAUGGGCAUCAUUAGCGCCCUCGUGGCCACUUACGCCAACACCGCCACCCCCGUGCCCAUCUACGUCUGUGCUGCGCUGUACAUCGUCAUGUCUUUGACAGCCGCAGCCUUCCCCUUCGAGCCUCUGGGCGCGAGAAGUUCGUAGACGCGCGAUGAGUUGGAACGAGAAGGCGGAAAAGCUGCAAUUUUGACUGGUUUUCUUGCGCAACUGCGGAUGAACACGAGCGUUUGGACGGCCGAUUGUUGAUCUGUUGUCAGAUCCGUACAUAUCUUCGCGUGAUUUCUGCUCGCGCGCUUCCUUUUUACAAGAGAUACCCUGAGUUCGAAAACGAGUUGGAGGAGUGCCUCUGUUGCUCUUUCCCGCAACCUCGUGCGAAACAUUCUGCAAGCUGCCGAACCGUUACGCGUGUGAAGCGUACUCUAGAACACUCUCGCGAAUGCCUCGAUUUACUUGUCUACUCGGAUGUUGCGCGGUGCUCUACACCGUCACCGCCAUCCCGACAGACCCGCAAAGUUCGACGACGCCUCCGGGACUCGGGGGGAGCCGAAUGCCGCCUUCAUUGUCGAGGUGGAGCGAGUCAUGCUGCGACAUAGUUGAGAGAACAAUCAGAGAUGUAAACAAACCAGUGCCGCAG
Messenger RNA from Neohortaea acidophila, 2380 nucleotides. Its product is annotated as major facilitator superfamily domain-containing protein. Bases 286 to 1890 code for a protein of 534 amino acids. The transcript has 4 exons. Gene Ontology annotation, molecular function: transmembrane transporter activity. The record is from RefSeq and is a predicted model, not a curated record. Gene Ontology annotation, biological process: transmembrane transport. Lineage: Eukaryota; Fungi; Ascomycota; Dothideomycetes; Mycosphaerellales; Teratosphaeriaceae.